This is a messenger RNA of Danaus plexippus (monarch butterfly), 1257 nucleotides long. RefSeq lists its product as uncharacterized. The record is from RefSeq and is a predicted model, not a curated record. The coding region runs from base 112 to 1140 and encodes 342 amino acids. Lineage: Eukaryota; Metazoa; Arthropoda; Insecta; Lepidoptera; Nymphalidae. The transcript has 7 exons.
GCCAGUUCAACCUUGAACGUGAAAGCAUACACACGCUGCAUUGAAAAAAAAACGCGAGUGAACUUAUGACUUGUGACAUUUGACAUUUAUCAUUUUGACACUGACGUCACGAUGGCGUCCAAGAAAAUAUUUUUGAUAAUAUUCAUGUUAUAUAUUAGUAAUGUACGCAGUGAUAGUUUAAUUGAGAGAUCUUAUGAGUAUUUUAAGGGUUUAAGUAAAAAUGUAGCACCUAGUUUGAUGUCCAUUUUGAACUGUUUUGGUGAAGAUGACGCUUGGGUGUGUGCGAAGGAAAAGGCGGGAAGAAUUCUUGACAGCUGGGAUGAGGAGGUCAACAAACAAAGGAGGUCGUGGCAAGAGGAGGCUGACAAGGAAGUGACGUCAUCGGGGAGGUCGUUUGAGGAGAUGCCGUCAAAACUGGGCCAAGAGAUCGAGGGUGCCCUGGUAUCAGCUAGUGACCUCGUACAGCACUCCAUGGCGAGAGCGCUGUCUAAGAGGCAUGAUGGUAUAGACAGCGUCAGCAUAGAAACAGACAGCAAGAAGAGAAUGGAGAAGAACAGGCCACAGAAGAGCCAGCUGGUCCAGAAGAACGGGAAAGGCGUUAGGAAUUUCAGGAAUGGGAGAGGAUUGUUGGGUGAUGUCUGGGAUUUGGGUGAAAAAGCCCUGGAUGCUGUAGCUGAUCAUGCUAUAGAGAGCGACAAUCAAGAAAACGGUCUCGUAGACAGGAGUUCAGUUGAAGAACAGAGAGGUAAAAAGAAGAAGAAAAAGAAGGCCAUCUUGAAGCUGCUUAUCCUUGGUGCUGUACUGAAAGCGAAAAUCGGAACCUUGCUACAGAUACUGUCUUUUAAAUUGCAGGUGAAAUUCUUUAUAAUCGCGCUCAUCGGACUCGGAAUAAACCUGGCGAGGUUCUGGGUGGAGCUGAAGAACAAACACCAGCAACAGCCUCAAAAGGUAAUCUAUUACGAACACGCUCAGCAUCAGCACCACUACGAGCACGAGGAAGAGCCAGGCUGGGGACCCUGGUCCAGGAGUAUAGAACCGGAGGAAAACGAAGGCGAGUUGGGCGUCAAAAAUUCGCCUUACAGAGGUCAAGAGAACAACGCACAGUCAUACCCGACGAGACCCCUCCUAACACUGUCAUGAGUUAAUUAUAUUAAGAGCUAAGUUUAAUCUAAACCUUUCGUUAUAUUUGUCGUUCUGUUUAUUUUGUAUGGUGUUAAUUUAUUGUAUGAAUGGAAUAUUAAAUUAUUAUUUUUUUAA